Messenger RNA from Pygocentrus nattereri (red-bellied piranha), 3087 nucleotides. Its product is annotated as toll-like receptor 13. Gene Ontology annotation, cellular component: membrane. The record is from RefSeq and is a predicted model, not a curated record. Gene Ontology annotation, molecular function: transmembrane signaling receptor activity; protein binding. Lineage: Eukaryota; Metazoa; Chordata; Actinopteri; Characiformes; Serrasalmidae. The coding region runs from base 1 to 3087 and encodes 1028 amino acids. Gene Ontology annotation, biological process: inflammatory response; immune response; toll-like receptor signaling pathway. The transcript has a single exon.
AUGUUUUUCUUUUUCUCAGUCACCACUUUGCUCCUGUUAUCACCUGCUAAAUGCUGGUUAUCUGACAAAUGCCUCGUCUAUGAAGAUAAAGUGAUGGAAGGCUGGUAUGGCGAUUGCCCAAGGAGAAUCCUUACAGCAAGCUGUCUAGACGUUACUGACCUGAAGCUGGACCUGGCUGUAAUCCCUCUUCAGAUUAACACUCUCUGCCUGAAAGCAGCUCGCGGACUGGAAAUACAUUCAAAUGCACUUAGCCGAUUUAUGGUCCUUGAAGAGUUGCACAUAAGAGGAUGUCCUGAGGUCGUUCAUGCCAGAGCUUUUAUGGGGUUGCCAAAUUUGUGGCUGUUAUCGCUUCAAUCUGAAAAGUGCUGCAGUUCAUCAAUUCCGUCAAACGCUUUUGGGCAUGCCUUGAGGGAACUGUAUUUGGACUACUACAAUGUGUCUGCAAUAGCAAUCGAUGCAUUUAAUGCACUGAGCGGUUUAAGAGCUCUGGAAAUCUUUGGAUGUGCAAGUGAGUUCCCGGAAAUUUCAUGCAGAAUUGCUAAAGUUUCAACAUCACUCAUCUCGCUGAAGCUCGAAGCCGAAGAGAUAGUCAUCUUGCGAAAUCGAAGUUGUGGUUUCUUGGAUGACGCUUUGCUUGCAGCUUCUAAAACCCUGAAAAAUGUCACUUUUAGCUUUCCGAAUCUAAGAUUUCUGGACAAAGGUGCCUUAAAAUACUUUCCGAAGAUUUGGGCUUUAAAAAUGCCCAUGAAUAACAAUUUGAAGACGCAGCUGUUGCAGUCUGGAGUAAGAGAGCUUGCGAGACUUGAGACAGAGCGUGUUAACAUUAGUACAGUUUGUGAAAUUGUACUUGGUCUUUCCAUUGAACACCUUGAUCUACGAUUGAAUAGUCAUUUUAAGCUUAAAUCUGAUACUGAACUUAAUGGAUGUCUUGGACUUAAAAAACUUCGACUUGCUGGCUCUUCAAAGCUUGUGGACUUGAGUUUCAUUCAUUUUUUCAAAAAUCUCACAGUCUCGGAGUUUGAACAUAUUCCACUGCAAUCACUUGACUCUCUCUGUGAAACUUCUGAUCCUGUUAAAUCAUUACAAAUGUUCUAUCUAUCUUAUGCUGACCACCUCAAGAUUACAAGAAGGUGUUUUUUUUGUCUAAAAAGUCUCAGUACUCUUAUACUACCUAAGAAUGGCAUAUCCGUGAUUGAAGACUUUGCAUUUGAAGGACUUGAAAAGUUGCAAGUAUUAAAUAUGCAGUCAAAUAAGUUAAUGGUUCUGACUGAACAGACUUUUAAAAGUCUUGACAAUUUGCGACAUCUAGAUUUGCUUGGAAAUAGGAUCUCCUCUUUAAACUUUGCUGUAUUUAAGGGCCUGAGUAGGUUGAAAUUCUUGAGUCUAAAUGACAACAAGAUUGCUCAGAUCACAGCAAAUCACUCAAUACCACCUCUGAGUCUGGAGAGUUUGGAACAGUUAGACUUGAAAAAUAAUGGCAUUUCUUAUAUUGAUGACUUUGCAUUCAAGCAAUUAAAAAGUUUGAAGAUAUUAAACCUAGAGCACAACAACAUUUCUGAAAUUAAGACGUUCACUUUCUCUGGGUUGGAUCGUUUAGAAUCACUGAUGCUUGACUACAAUGUGUUGAAACACAUAGAGGCCUCAUCCUUCACCAAAUUAGCUUCCUUACAGAAUUUCUCCAUCGGAUGCCUCAUGCAAGCCUCAACCAAGACAUCAAAGGUCCAGAUAAACUUAGGCUUUAUAUUUGGUACUUUCCCAAGCAACCUCACUCAUCUUUACAUCAGCUCCUGCAGCCGUCCCAUGAACAUAGUCAUUGGAAGCAACAGUGCUCCUAGACCUGGUCUUACUCUUCAAGUCUAUGGAAAAGAGGUCAGUCUUGAAGAGUGUGAGAGACCGUUCUUUCAGUCUGUGGUGGGCCUUAACAUUAUGACACAGCAGUUCUUAUGUGGCUCCCAGUUUCCUGGGAAGUAUUUCAAAUACUUGGAUAAUAUUUCGUUUCAGCCUCAAGUGAUGUCCAGUUUUGUAGAUCUAGUUGAUCUUAACACACUUUUGCACCUUAAAAAGAUAUAUUUCCAGAACACAGACUUCUCUGUACAGCCUCAUCUUAAAACAAUGUUCCACAAUCUUACCAAGUUAGAACAUUUACAGUUCUAUGAAUGCCGCAUACCUUCUUUGAACGAAGAUGUUACCAGAGACUUAAAGUCUCUGAAAAUUUUUACCCUCAUAGGGGCUUAUGAGUUUAGUUUAUUGGAAAACUUUCCAAGGCCACUUGUAAAUUUGCAGUUGCUCUUUCUGUCUAAUGUGGUGCUGCGUUGCAGCUGUGACAAUGCUUGGUUCAAUGAAUGGGCAGAGCUACAAAAGCAAAUUCAAGUGGCCAUGAUAAUGACUUAUGAAAAGACAGGUUACGCAUGUAAAGAUGCCAAUGGCCUUCACAGCUUCAAAAGGUUUGCCCAGGCUAACUGCUUCGUAGACAUGGAAUUUGUGUUGUUUGCAUCCACAUCUCUUGGAAUAUUCUUCUUCAUGUUAAUGAUUUUACUCCAUAACCUUGCUGGUGACUACCUUCUGGCCUUUAUUUAUAUUGCACGUGGUUGGGUGGAAGAAGCCAUGCGAGGGAACACUAGGGGAUGCUAUCAGUUUGAUGCCUUCGUCUCAUAUUGUGGAAAAGACGAAAGCUGGGUGGUGGAUGAUCUUCUUCCUAACCUGGACAAACGGGGGCCCCCUUUCCUGCGCCUCUGCUUGCACAGCAGGGAUUUUCAGCUUGGCCUGGACAUUGUAGAGAACAUCACGGACAGUCUAUACAAGAGCCGCCGCACCCUCUGCCUGGUCAGCCACCACUAUCUUCGCAGCAAAUGGUGCUUGUUAGAGAUGAGCCUGGCCACGCACCGCUUGCUGGCCGAGCAAAGAGACAUCCUGAUACUUGUGUUCCUGGAGAAGAUCCCUGCUCGACAUCUCUCAGCCCACCACAGGCUGGCUCGCUUAGUAAAGACAAGAACCUACAUAGACUGGCCUAAAGACCUCCCAAAACAGGCCAUAUUCUGGGAUAGACUGUGGGCCAAGCUAGCGUCAGAUCCUGUCAGAAGAAAGUAA